UUACACGACAGGAAAGGUAGCUUCUGGUUACAAACUUUGGACCAAUCAGGGCGCUGCUUCGCUUUCCUGCAGCGGGAUCAACCUGGACUUUUUCACGAAGAAUUUAUCUGCUCUAAAUUCAAACUGACAAUGCCUUUUCACUUCCGCUGACAUAUCUGAUAGCCAACUAAUUGUCACUGAAGGAAACAUUUCCGAGUGAUGACAAUGUUGGGCAUGUAUGUGCCAGACAGAUUUUCUCUGAAGUCGUCAAAGGUCCAGGAUGGAAUCGGUCUGUACACGGCGAGGCGAGUCAAAAAGGGAGAAAAGUUUGGCCCCUUUGCUGGUGAGAAAAAGCUGCCCAGUGAGUUGGAUGAUAGCUCGGACACCAGGCUGAUGUGGGAGGUCCGUGGCAGUAAAGGAGAUGUUCUGUAUAUUCUGGAUGCGAGUAAUCCUCGCUAUGCCAACUGGCUGCGGUUUGUCCAUCAGGCGCCUUCGCAGGAGCAGAAGAACUUGGCAGCCAUUCAGGAUGGAGAGAACAUCUUCUAUCUGGCUGUGGAUGACAUAGAGACAGACACAGAGCUCCUGAUAGGCUACCUGGACAGUGAUAUGGAAGAGGAGGAAGAAGAAGAGGAAGAAGAUGUUAAAGAUGAAGAUGAGAACAGUAAAGAGGCCAAGCACCUCGUAGAAAUGGAACUACUAAUAAAGAAGGAGGACCACCCCUGCUUGCUGUGUGAGAGCAGUUUUCCAAGUGAGGAGAUCCUGGCUGCCCACCUCCAGAGUCUGCACCAGAGGCCCAGCACAGAGGAGAAGGAGUUCAAGUGCAGGAACUGUGGCAAAAAGUUUCCCAUCAAACAGGCUCUGCAGCGCCAUGUUUUGCAUUGUUCUGAGUUACUGGACCCAUCAGGUGACUCCAAAGCCCAUCAGUGUUUCCUGUGCCACAACACAUUCGGCUCAGAAUCCAGUUUUGAACAACAUAAGGAAGCCUGUAAAGGAGAUGCCAGGUUUAUAUGUAAAGCCGAGAGCUGCGGCAAAAGAUUUAAGAGCAAAGACGCUCUGAAGAAGCACAAAGGAAAUGUUCACACAGGGAGUGCACGACGGAAACUCACAUGCACCAUAUGCAACAGAAAGUGCUCCUCUUCCCUGAAUCUACAAGAACACAGGAAGAUACAUGAAAUAUUUGAGUGCCACGCAUGUGACAAAAAGUUCAUCUCUACUAAUCAGCUGAAACGCCACAUGAUCACACACUCGGAGAAGCGACCGUACACCUGUGAGAUCUGCAGUCGAUCGUUCAAGCGUUUGGACCAGGUGACGGCUCACAAGAUCAUCCACAGUGAGGACAAACCGUACAAAUGUAAGCUGUGUGGGAAGGAGUUUGCACACCGCAAUGUCUACAAGAAUCACAAGAAGACGCACUCUGAGGAAAGGCCUUUCCAGUGUGAGGAGUGCAAAGCGCUGUUCCGCACCCCUUUCUCUCUACAGCGUCAUCUUCUCAUCCACAAUAGUGAGCGAACAUUCAAGUGUGACCAGUGUGACGCCACCUUCAAGAGGAAGGACACGCUCAACGUCCACAUCCAGGUGGUGCACGAUGGCCACAAGAAGUACAAGUGCGACCUGUGUGAGAAGGCUUUUGUCACUCCUUCUGUCCUCAAGAGCCACAAGAAGACACACACGGGGGAGAAGGAGAAGAUCUGCCCAUACUGCGGGCAAAAGUUCGCCAGCAACGGCACGCUAAGGGUCCACAUCCGCAGCCAUACAGGUGAACGCCCAUAUCAGUGCCCCUACUGUGACAAAGCAUUUAGCAAGAACGACGGCCUGAAGAUGCACAUCCGCACACACACUCGUGAGAAGCCGUAUAAAUGCAGCGAGUGCAACAAGGCCUUCAGCCAGAAACGAGGACUGGAUGAGCACAUGAGGACACACACGGGAGAGAAGCCUUUUCAAUGUGAUGUUUGUGACCUUUCGUUCAGCUUGAAGAAGAUGCUCAGUAGACAUAAGCUGACACACAACCCCAACCGACCGAUGGCGGAGUGCCAACUGUGCCACAAGAAGUUCACCAGGAACGACUACCUCAAAGUACAUAUGGAGAAUGUCCACGGGGAAACGGAAAGCUAGAGCCAAUUAAGGAAACACUGGCUGAAAACGAGAUCUUAUCCUUCAGAUAAACUUCAGUCUUGGGCUCCGAGCUGAUACAAAGAUAGAAAGAUAGCAGAAAUGUUGCUAUUAACGAUACAUGCAUGUAGGAUAUGGAAAACAUUAAGGCGAUUAUUUCAAAAUUGAAACACUGACUGUACAUUUGUAGUUUUUUUUUUUUUUUUGUGUGGUCAUACUGUUUCCAUAUUGUUUUUGGAUAUCUGAACAAACAGAAUCCCAGAUAUGUUUGAUCCGCCUCCGGAGUCACCGUGUCUGCUCCGGUCUUUCUGAACUCUAACCGGUGUUACUGUACAUGCUGCCACAACAUGACCCAUUCCACUGUUGCCUGAAUACCUUACUGUAUAGUUGUGGCCAGUUGCCAAAUGAUGAAAAAAAACCUGCGACCAAAAAACCUUUCUGUGCACUUUAGUUUUAACAGCACACUUUCUACGUGUUCUCCAUGUUUUCCUAUUGCAUAUGAAACCAUUUUGUUUGAGAGGCCAAAUAGAGCAUCAGUCUCCAAGGAUGAAAAAUAAAGCCAGUGAAGUGACAAAAACUGCACUUCUCAGCUAAAGUUCUCAGCUGCAUGGAGCCAUAAACUGGAUUCUGACCAUAUUUGUGGUGUUGGUGCCAUUUUGAGCAUUUUAAUGCAAUUAUCUGACAAAUUACAUGGCCUGUCCUGUGGUAGAGAAGACUGUGUUUUGGUUUUGGUGAGUACAAUUCUGGUAUUUUAUUCAGCAAUAAUUGCCAGGUAUCUGUGCCUACGCAUUGGAGGCAUAAUCUAUGGAUGCAGAUGUUAACUGUUAACUCAGCACUCCAGCCUCUCAGCCAAAGGUGGUGGAGUUGGCUCCAAAAAUAACAAAAUGCAAUGGCCGUAAUGAUGAGCUGCAGGCUUUAAAAUAGGACAAUGAGUGGCGUCAAGAUGUCCACAUCAAUUGUUUAUAUACUGUCUGAGGUCCAAACAAGUUUAAAUGUACUGUACUGUUUUAGAAGCAUGCUGCUCAUGUAUUCCAACAGCACUGUGAGUUGCAAAGUAGAGCUCUGGAAAAUGCUCAUAAAUAGUUUUUAAAUGAUAGCUGAAGAGUAUAAACAUGCUGUUGUUGCAUCUUUCUCUAGAUCUGUUCUUUGUUUUUGGAUCGAUUUGUUGGGUAUGACCUCCAUCUUUAUCUUAAGGAACGGGCCUUUCCCACACCUCUUUGUAUGGAAACCAGUGGUGCUUAAAUCCCGUUGCCUGUUUUUCAUGUCACAGAUUUGUGGACAGAUGUUUCCCAAAUCUGGAUCCAAAGUAAUAUGCAAAGUACUGUUUCUGUUGACUCUUGUAAGGAAUUGUUGAGUAUGGUUUCAUAUAAAUGUCCCAACAGUGUUGUGCCUUACAGUAUCUGUUUACAUUGUUCCUUGUUAAUCAUUCUUUGAACCAGAACUUCAUUUAUUUCCAAUA
Archocentrus centrarchus (flier cichlid) is the source of this 3547-nucleotide messenger RNA. RefSeq names its product PR domain containing 5 (gene prdm5). Lineage: Eukaryota; Metazoa; Chordata; Actinopteri; Cichliformes; Cichlidae. The transcript has 16 exons. Bases 199 to 2091 code for a protein of 630 amino acids. The record is from RefSeq and is a predicted model, not a curated record. Gene Ontology annotation, biological process: regulation of DNA-templated transcription. Gene Ontology annotation, molecular function: RNA polymerase II cis-regulatory region sequence-specific DNA binding; DNA-binding transcription factor activity, RNA polymerase II-specific; protein binding.